AGUACUGGGAGGGACCGAGUAACCGAGCGAUACCCACUGUCCGGACGCAACUCACGCUCACGACCGAAGUUACCUGAUAUAAAAAAUUAAAGAUGUAUCAACACUGGGUGAUAUUAUAUGGCUUGAGAUUAUUCUGUUGACAAAAUCAGUUCGGUAACUUCCACCUGGAAUUCGGUCCCACCUACAAUUAUUAUUGAACUGGUAGUCCAGUGGUUCGGAACCCACUCAAAAAUGCUGGUCCACUCGUGUUCUCAGCUGAUGAUGCAAGGAUAAAUAAACACUUUAGCCACAAUAAUAGUAGUUACGUGGAAAACUAAUUUAGCCAAGAAAAGCAAGCCGAUGAAUAAUCAGGAACAAAUGCUGGUGUGCAAUUGCGAGGAGCGGAAAAUCAUCGAUCCAGAAGGUGGUCUUCCAUAAGAUGUCCCCGAACGAGACGCUCUUCCUCGAGAGCACCAACAAGAUCAUAAAAGACGAUAUCAGUAACUCAAGUUUCGUGCAGUUCCAGAUCUGGGAUUUUCCAGGGCAGAUUGACUUUUUCGAUCCAACAUUCGACAGUGACAUGAUCUUCGGUGGUUGUGGAGCUCUGGUAUUCGUUAUCGAUGCUCAGGACGACUACAUGGAGGCCCUGAAUAAACUUCACUUAACAGUGACGAAAGCGUACAAGGUCAAUCAAGCCAUAAAAUUCGAGGUUUUCAUUCACAAAGUUGAUGGUCUAUCAGACGAUUAUAAGAUGGAGACGCAAAGGGACAUUCACACUAGGGCAAACGAUGAUCUGGCAGAUUCAAGCUUCGAUCAGAUCCAUUUAAGCUUCCACCUAACAUCUAUAUACGAUCACAGCAUCUUCGAGGCCUUCAGCAAAGUAGUGCAGAAGUUAAUUCCACAGUUACCGACAUUGGAGAAUUUAUUAAACAUUUUAAUAUCAAAUUCAGCAAUUGAAAAGGCUUUUUUGUUUGAUGUGGUAUCGAAAAUUUAUAUCGCCACUGACAGUUCCCCAGUGGACAUGCAGAGUUAUGAACUUUGUUGUGACAUGAUUGAUGUUGUUAUCGACGUGUCCUGCAUCUAUGGAAUGAGGGAAGACCUUGAGGCUGCUGCCUUCGACAAUCAGAGCUCGAGUUUGAUAAAACUCAAUAAUGGAACGAUUCUCUACUUGAGAGAAGUCAACAAGUUUCUGGCCCUUGUCUGCAUCCUUAGGGAGGAUAAUUUUGACAGACAGGGGGUUAUCGAUUACAACUUCCUGUGCUUCAGGAAGGCCAUCCAGCAGGUGUUCGAGCUCAGGAAUAAGACAGCUAGUGCUAAUAAUCAUUCGUCGAGCCCGACUAGUGGCAAUGAGGGGAACAGUGCUCCCGGGGGACAGUCUGAGAAUGCACAGAAUGGCACUGCUGUCGUACUCACACAGAGUUAAUGAAUAAAUCGAAAUUAAAGAGAUAGUAAAGGGUGAUAACGUUGAGAAAGUGUCAAGAUACUUUUAAGAACAGCUGUGUGAAGAUUUCCUUGCUGAAUGGGCCAGUCAAAUUCGCUGAUUUCUGCACAAAAUUCUGGUAAAAUUACACUGUAAUGCCUGACGUGGGAAAAGUUUUGAAAAUUUCUUUAGAAUGUUUUAUUAUUUUAUAAACUAGUGUCUGAGCAAUGUUUAUAUUUAAUGUAUAAUGUCACUGGGACAGCUUGACAAAUGGUAACCGGAGAGGAAAUUUUUUUUCCCGUUUUUGCAAUUUUUUUGUUUAAUGAAAUAGAUAAAUGUUUUUGCAUGAAAUAAAAAUAUUUCUGAAAUUUUUGAGUAGUAAUAUUCACCGACCAAAGGAAAAUAUGUUAAAAGCUUCAUUAAAUGGUCUUUUUUGUUCAUUUGCUUGACAUUUUACAAAAAUCUGAAAUAAUUGUAUUCAAUGCAUGCAAUAUUCUCGUAUUAAAAAAUGAAACUUUGGAAAUAGUGUAUCAUUAAUCUCGGAAUGUAAAAUAACGAAGUCAUGCCCACGAGUUCCUUUCAACAGACAAUUUCCAUCCGGAGUAUUUUAUCUCUGAUUUCAAUUUGUCAAGCUGCGCUUGUAAAAGUCGUCAAACUAAAAAACGAAAAAAAAAGAUCUGAAAAAACUCAGUAGAUUAUUUACCACGUCACGCAAUACUCUAUUUUUUACAAUUUUCAGGGUUUAAACAAUUGGAAUGUCCCACUUGGCAAUGAAUUCCUCAUAUACGAUACUGAUGAAGUUGAUAAGUCCAAAAAUUCGGAAGUAAUCAUGUCAACUACCCUUGCAAAGGAGAAGUCCAAGGACCAAUGUCAUUGGCCAUUUUUCCGUACAUCUCAUUACCGAGAUGUUCCCCAAAUGUUUUUGCUAUUAAAUUUUUGGGCUCAUCUGUCUUCAGUCUUUCGCUACAUAAUCAUGUGAUUAAUUAAUGAACAUUGAAAUCUGUAUAUUUGUACGAUGCAUUUACCAUAAGAAUUAAAAAAUUAAAGCCCCGCUUAAUUGUAGGCAAAACGUUCUCUCAAUCGGUUAUUUUAUUAAAUUGUUAUCUGGAGAUUUUAACUUGACGAGCUGUAUUUAUUUAUAUCUUCUCAAUUCAAUCUUUUAAGCUCUCUUCCUACCAAAAUUCAUAAUUAUCAACAGUUAAUUAUGAAAUCCCGAAUGACUACCAAUCAAGUUAAAAAUUUGAGAUAAAAAUUGAACAAAAUAAUGGUUUAGAUAACGCUUUAAAGAUAAUGAAGGCGGGUCCCCAAUGUAAAUAUAAUUGAUGAUUUAAUUAAUAAAAGAGUCCCAUAAUUGAAUAUUAUGGACUGUAAAUUGAGAAGCGCUUAAUUAACUGAUCGAUUGGUUAAUCAACGUUGUACUAUUUGAUACAAAUAGAGUGACAUUAGGAUUAUCAGAAUAAUUUACUUUUCAAGUUCAUCAGGCAGUCGCUGAAGUUGUAACGAGAUAAAUCGAAGAAAUUUUUGAUAGAUUGAUACCAGAGGUGGAAGAAUGUCUCGUCGUAUUCACGGAGAGAGAUUUCAUUUGGAAUUUCUUUGACUGGAUUCAAUUCACUCCAGAUUUGAUUGACGUUUUUUAUUAACGGUCUGAUUAGAAGGGGAAUCCCUGAUGGAGGGAGAGUCUGGUGGGCCACUUCAGCUAGGUACUCGCCAAUAAGGGGAAUUUUGGGAGUUAAUUUGUCUGGAAAUCAGGGAGAAGAAGAAUUUAUUAUUUGUUUUCAAUAGAUUUAGGAUCAAUUAUUAAUAAACCUCGUGAUGACCUCUCCCAUUAAAACAAUUAUAUUUCUGUAAUGAAUAAUAUGUUUCUGAUCCUACAUUAAAAAAAAAAUUAACAACUUUUGUUUCUAAUGUAUUUUGUGGAUGAUGCGAUAGAUUUAGUAAUUCCUCAAAUUUAUUUAACCUUGAAAAGUAAAUUGUUAUUUUAUAUUUGUAUAUCUGAAUAGAAAUAUAUGGAUACAUAAUAUAUGGAUAAAUUUUUUGAAAAUGAAUAAUUUGUUUGAAAAAAUAACAAAAAUUUUAAAAUAUCUUGUAAACUAUUUAUUUUAUUUUCACAUGUAUACACCCCCUCGGGUUUUUACAUUUUAUUCCCUUCCCCUGCGGUGCCAUGGGACCGACUUUUUUCCCCAACUGUACUGCAUUUGCACAGGAGUAGAGGAAAACCAUGGAAAACCUCUACCGUACAGUCGGCCGAUAGUACAGGGUCCCAGUGCACCCUUCCGUCACACUGACUAGAAGGGUA
Diachasmimorpha longicaudata is the source of this 3695-nucleotide messenger RNA. It is a transcript of the gene RagC-D, whose product is annotated as ras-related GTP-binding protein C. The transcript is spliced from 2 exons. The coding region runs from base 419 to 1402 and encodes 327 amino acids. Lineage: Eukaryota; Metazoa; Arthropoda; Insecta; Hymenoptera; Braconidae. Gene Ontology annotation, molecular function: GTP binding; GTPase activity. The record is from RefSeq and is a predicted model, not a curated record. Gene Ontology annotation, cellular component: Gtr1-Gtr2 GTPase complex; nucleus; lysosome. Gene Ontology annotation, biological process: cellular response to starvation; negative regulation of autophagy.